Molecule: messenger RNA, 813 nt
Organism: Peronospora matthiolae
Lineage: Eukaryota; Oomycota; Peronosporomycetes; Peronosporales; Peronosporaceae
Source: the annotation of a GenBank genome assembly
AUGAAACCUGGCUCGAACUACUGUGUCAUGAAGCAGUGGCCACUGCCUUUUAAACAGGUCACGGCGAUCGACAAAAUCUUUGCUGAUCAUUUAGCGGCUGGUCAUGUGAGGGAAUCAACAUAUCCACACAGCUCUCCGACCUUCUGUGUGCGAAAGGCCACUGGAGGGUGGCGGAUAGUGCACGCGUUCAACAAACUGAACGCUGCAACGGUACCGGCUCAAACGUCGAUCCCAAGGAAGGACGUCAUCAUAGAUCGUAUGGCAAAGAGUACCAUCUUUUCGUCCAUGGAUCUGAUGGAUGGAUUCUAUCAGAUCCUCAUGCGUGAACGGGAUAUCCCUUACACAGCAGUGCGCACCCCUAGCGGUAUGCUAUGGGAGUGGCUAGUAAUGCUAAAGGGGCUAAGUAACGCCCCCGCAACGUUUAACAGAUGUGUUAUUAACCUGUUGCGAUCGGUGCGCGAUUUUGCACCGAGUGACUUCGACGAUGUCUUCGUCCAUAGCCGGGCUAUGGACGGAAAGACGGACGUGGAUGGUCAUAGAUUCCACGUCCGGAAGAUUCUUACUCUAUUGCGAGAGCAUAAGUUGUUCGCGAACCUCAAGAAGUGUAUAUUCGCAGCGAACGAAAUAUCAAUUCUUGGCUGCAUCGUGGGUAAAAACUGUGUAUACCCUAAUCCGGAAAAGGUCAAGGCGAUAAGCGACUGGCAUGUGCCAGUCGACGUCACGGGACUUCGAAAGUUCCUUGGCUUGGCGGCGUACUUGCACAAAUACUCGUGCAACUAUGCCGAGAUUCCGUACAUCUCUCUCGUCUACUAA